AUGGCCGGCGACGAGUACUCAACCGCCGGUGGCGGCGGCGGCAAACUCAAACUCAAGGGCUCCAAAAUCAAAGACGGCCGGGUCGACAAGAAAAAGAAGAAACAGCAAAAGGAAAAGGACAAGGACAGCCUAAAGCCAACAACAACUGGUGGCGACGACGCGCAGAUAUCAAAAGAAAGCCACAGCGAAGAUAACAACAAUAAUAAUCAAAUCGCAACUGCAAAAGAAAGAGCAGACGACGAGAAUGCUUCGGGCCAAGAAGAGGGAUCCGACGAGAAGAGGGUAUUUUUCAAGACCGAGGCGGAGAGGCGAUAUGAAGAGCAACGGAAGAAAAAGGUCAUGCUAACUCGCGACAAGCUCAACGACCGUCUUCGCCGCGAAGGUGUCAAGACUCAUAAAGAACGAGUCGAGGAGCUCAAUCGGUACCUGAGCACGUUGAGCGAGCACCACGACAUGCCCAAAAUCGGACCAGGGUAA
Molecule: messenger RNA, 477 nt
Organism: Talaromyces rugulosus
Lineage: Eukaryota; Fungi; Ascomycota; Eurotiomycetes; Eurotiales; Trichocomaceae
Exons: 3
Coding region: 1-477 (158 amino acids)
Cellular component (GO): nucleolus
Source: RefSeq, a predicted model, not a curated record